Messenger RNA from Striga hermonthica, 2532 nucleotides. The record is from the annotation of a GenBank genome assembly. Lineage: Eukaryota; Viridiplantae; Streptophyta; Magnoliopsida; Lamiales; Orobanchaceae.
AUGUUGGAUGCUGCAGCUUGCUUCACCAAUCGCAGAGGCUGUGACAUCAUUUUCCGGACCAGUUCUUUUAGAACAAAUUCUCUUGCUAUCCGCUCAUCCUCACAUUAUCUCAAUGUGUCACCCGCUUGUGGCCAGUUGGAGCAUGUCCGAUCCCUUUCAAUGCAUUCCAGGAUAAAUUACAAUUUUGCUUACUGCAAAGGCAACUGUUUUAAUGGGACAACAUUGUCAAAGAAUGUAAAAAGAAUAGCCAGGUUCAGGAUACAUGCAUCACUGGAUGUUGCAAGUGCAGUUGAUGUUAUCAAUGACUUGGGCUUGGACACGCUGACAUUCUUAGCCGUAACAGUAUUGGUGGUUCCUGGUUUCAAGAUGAUUAAAGCUAGUCCUAUUCUAGGUUUCUUCUUUGCGGGAGUUGUGCUCAAUCAAUUGGGUGUGAUUAGAAAUAUCACCGAUGUUAAAGUUCUAUCUGAAUGGGGAAUUCUCUUCUUGCUAUUUGAGAUGGGUUUGGAGCUCUCACUUGCUCGUUUGCGUGCUCUUGCUAAAUUUGCUUUUGGCCUGGGUCUAACUCAGGUUUUACUGUCAACUCUCGCUUUUUCAGCAUUUGAGCUACCACCAAACGGUGCUAUUGGAACAAAAAUAUUGGAGUUUCUGUUUCACUCCAGACCUGACUUGGUCAACAUUAGAAGCAUUGACGAAGCAGUGGUUAUCGGUGCUGCUCUUUCUUUGUCUUCGUCAGCCUUUGUUCUUCAGCUUCUUGCAGAGAAGGGAGAGCUUCCGACUAGAUUUGGCUCAGCGACUCUUGGGAUACUUUUGUUGCAGGACAUUGCGGUUGUCCCACUUCUAGUGAUACUGCCCGUUUUGGAGAGCCAGAAUCUCGUCGAAGAAAGUAUUUGGCCAAUGCUCGCGAAAGAAAGCUUAAAAGCUUUAGGUGGAUUGGGUUUGCUGUCCCUUGGCGGGAAAUAUCUUCUCAGACGGAUCUUUGAGGUUGUUGCAGACACUAGGAGUUCAGAGGCAUUUGUCGCCCUAUGCUUGCUAACAGUUGCUGGAACAUCACUCAUAACACAAAAGUUGGGCUUUAGUGACACGCUAGGGGCUUUUCUUGCUGGGGCCCUUCUGGCAGAAACAAACUUCAGAACACAAAUUGAAGCUGAUAUUAGGCCUUUUAGGGGUUUACUCCUUGGGUUGUUUUUUGUAACAACUGGGACUUCUAUUGACAUGCAGCUUCUUAUCCGAGAGUGGCCGAACGUAUUUUCACUCUUGGCAGGUCUGAUUGUCAUCAAGACACUGAUUAUAACAGCAAUAGGUCCACGUGUUGGACUCAGUCUCCAGGAGAGCAUAAGAAUAGGCUUGCUUCUUUCCCAAGGCGGCGAGUUUGCAUUCGUAGUUUUUUCCUUAGCGAACAGGCUAGGAGUGCUACCACUUGAACUAAACAAGCUUCUCAUAAUCGUUGUUGUCCUGUCUAUGGCACUUACUCCCCUACUCAAUGAAGUAGGAAGAAAAGUUGCUGAUUAUAUCGGCGAGAGAUUUGAAGAUGAGGUGGCAGCCGAUGACUCUGUAAACUUUGACGCCAGCGAACCUGUUGUUAUAGUUGGAUUUGGACAGAAGGCUCAGGUCCUUGCCAAUUUCUUGUCGACCCCAUUGGCUGCUGGAUCAGAUAGUAUGGAUGCAGGGUGGCCUUAUGUUGCUUUUGAUCUUGACCUUUCUGUUGUGAAGACGUCUAGGAAACUCGGUUUUCCUGUUCUGUAUGGUGAUGGGUCCCGUCCAGCCGUAUUGCAGUCGGCAGGCAUAAAUUCUCCAAAAGCAGUGAUGGUAAUGUAUACUGGCAAAAGUAGGACAAUCGAGGCUGUUCAACGCAUUCGUCUUGGCUUCCCUGGGAUACCCAUAUACGCGCGUGCCCAAGACAUGAUGCAUUUGUUGGAUCUAAAGAAAGCAGGUGCAACUGAUGCUAUUCUCGAAAAUGCAGAGACGAGUCUACAGCUUGGCUCCAAGCUUUUGAAGGGGCUUGGUGUUAUGUCGGAUGAAGUAAGCUUCUUGAGUCAGCUCGUGAGAGAUUCUAUGGAGUCUCAAGCUCAAGAAGCAUUGGGAAGGGCCGAAGAUCAAGAGUUGAACGUUAUGAAGCCACUGCAGGUGAAGGCUUCGGAUUUAGUUGGGAUAUAUACACCCUCAAAAGAUGACGAAUACCAGAAGGAGACUACACAAACGAGCAAAUACAGCACGUUGAAAUCGAGCAUUGGCAAUGACCCGUCUCACGACAAUGGCAAGCUCUCUUUGGACGAUGAAGAAGCCAAAGGCGUGUUGUACUGUGAGAUAGGUACACCAACAGAGAGCAACAACGUUCAAUCUCGUGAUAACAUUGAUGACGCUGAUGGAGUUGGGUCAUGGAAGCUUAUGCUGGUCUGCCCGAUCCAAGUGGGGAGUUGGUUUAAGCGGCCCAAGCGAAGGCAUGGGCUGCGUGAUCCCUGGAGCGGAGGGCAUAGCGUCAGGCUGGCCUCACAGAGCAGCGAACACCUCCCGCUCUCUACAGUGGAUGGAUAA